AUGUCGUCUUCUACACUCCAGAACACCUGGCUCAUUACCGGAGCAUCCCGCGGAAUUGGGCUCGAACUCGUUCGGCAGCUUCUCGAUUCACCUGACAACCUUGUCAUCGCAGCGUGCCGAACGCCCGAGAAAGCAGCCGCUCUGAGCGGGCUUAAGAGCAGCGCGAAGGGCGCCCUGCAUGUCAUACAGCUGGAAGUCACCGACUUCGACAGCGUGCGGGCAGUCCCGAAGGCGCUCGAGUCGAUCAUCGGCGGGAACGGCCUUGACUACCUUGUCAACAACGCCGGCAUCCUCAAGCCGGACACGCCGCUCACGCUCGACCCAGAGGUGCUCCUCGAGACCUUGCGCACGAACACCGUCGGCCCCGCGCUGCUCACGCAGGUGUGCGUGCCAUUCCUCGACAAAAGCAAGAUGAAGAAGAUCGUGAACAUUACGAGCACGCUGGGCAGCAUCGCGAGCGCAGACGCGUUCGGCCCCGGAGCGGUCGCCUCGUAUUCCAUGAGCAAGACCGCUCUGAACAUGCUGACAUACAAGUUGAAGCUGGAACGACCUGACCUCGUCGCUAUCACGCUCUGCCCUGGAUGGGUCAAGACCGACCUGGGCGGGGAAGGCGCGCCUCUCGAGCCAAAGGAAAGCAUCGCGGGGAUUAUCAAGGUUGCCACCUCCACGACCGUGGCGGACAGCGGCAAGUUUUUGCGGUACAACGGGGAGGUGGUUCCGUGGUGA
Messenger RNA from Trametes versicolor FP-101664 SS1, 726 nucleotides. Its product is annotated as NAD-P-binding protein. The coding region runs from base 1 to 726 and encodes 241 amino acids. The record is from RefSeq and is a predicted model, not a curated record. Gene Ontology annotation, molecular function: oxidoreductase activity, acting on the CH-OH group of donors, NAD or NADP as acceptor. The transcript has 5 exons. NCBI's taxonomy places the organism in Eukaryota, Fungi, Basidiomycota, Agaricomycetes, Polyporales, Polyporaceae.